ACUGUGAUUUGUUUUUAAUUUGGGGGAAAGAAAUACUCUCUCUCAGUCUCACUGGUACACAACUAUUUGAGUGCGAAAGCAAGCAGAGAGAGAGAGAGAGGAGGGAUGAUGAGAGCAGUUGACAGUGCGAUUCGAAGCGUGCAUACGGCGCUCAAUAGCCCUCGCCUAACCAGAAUCUCUCUUCGUGCUCCUAAAUCGGUGGAGGUCGAAUUUGAUGAUGGCAGUGCAUAUAAUCUGUCAGCUGAAUACUUGCGAGUUUAUAGCCCUGCAGUUGAUAGUAAGAUCAGAUCAGUCGGAGGAGAAAAGGUUAUAGCCGGGAGGCGUCAUGUUGGGAUCAUGUCUGCAGAACCUGUGGGAAACUAUGGGGUGAGAUUACUUUUCGAUGACUUGCAUAAAACUGGGAUCUUCACAUGGGAUUUCUUUUAUUAUCUUGGUAGCAACAAGUUUUCGCUCAUGAGAAACUACCUUGAAACUAUAAAGAAACACGGCCUUAGCCGUGACCCAAAACCAAGGAAGUGAAGUGUGUACUUCUAGGUGUCGGUUUGAAUGCAGGAGAAGAUCGACCGAUGCCCUUUGGGAGUGGGAAGAUAGUUCGUUCUUUUCAUUUAUCAAGAUAAAUUGUCCGAGUCAUUAUUCCAGAUCUUUGAUGCUGCAGGUGAAGUAGAUUACAUUAUGUGUAUUAGUUCACUCUAAUUUUGAACCAUAUGAAAUUUAUGCUCUCUGAAGACUACUUAUUGUAGCAAUAGCAGUAGAAUGAUAAGACUGCUAAAUAGCCAAUAAUCUGAAAUUUAACUCUCAAAUAGAA
This is a messenger RNA of Salvia splendens (bonfire salvia), 805 nucleotides long. RefSeq lists its product as uncharacterized. NCBI's taxonomy places the organism in Eukaryota, Viridiplantae, Streptophyta, Magnoliopsida, Lamiales, Lamiaceae. The record is from RefSeq and is a predicted model, not a curated record. The transcript has 5 exons. Bases 106 to 519 code for a protein of 137 amino acids.